This is a messenger RNA of Suricata suricatta (meerkat), 1244 nucleotides long. RefSeq names its product transmembrane protein 243 (gene TMEM243). Lineage: Eukaryota; Metazoa; Chordata; Mammalia; Carnivora; Herpestidae. The transcript has 5 exons. The record is from RefSeq and is a predicted model, not a curated record. Bases 395 to 751 code for a protein of 118 amino acids.
GAGCUGCGGAAAGCACGACGGUGCGCUGGUAGUUGCAACGCUUCAGAGGACGUCCGAGUUGCCCGGCGCGGUUGGGGCCAAGACCUGAAGCUGCAGCGCUGCGGGAGAGGUCCGCGGGGGCGCUCGGCUCGGGCAGCUUCACUUGUCCCGCCGCUCGAGAACUGGAGAGCAGCUGCUCGCGAUGAGGAGGGGAGCGGGCCUAGGGCGGAGCGGCCUCGUCCCCCGGGCCUAAGCGCCCACCCGCUGCAGCCGAGGGGACGUCCCCGACCCACCUGGGCUUCCGGCCAUGGGUGCUCGGUGAAUAGGCGGCGUGGGGAGUCGAGGACCUGUGCCACUUCGGAAGGUAAUGCUGGCUCAGUUUUGAGUGGCCCGGGGAGAGCGAAGAAACCCUAAAAUGGAGGACUUUACUACCAGGACCUACGGCACCAGUGGCCUGGACAACAGACCUCUGUUCGGAGAGACGUCGGCCAAGGAUCGAAUCAUCAAUUUAGUUGUUGGCAGCUUAACAUCUUUAUUGAUUCUAGUAACAUUGAUCAGCGCUUUUGUUUUCCCUCAACUACCUCCAAAACCACUGAAUAUAUUUUUUGCUGUCUGCAUCUCUUUGAGUAGUAUUACUGCCUGCAUACUUAUCUACUGGUAUCGACAAGGAGACUUAGAACCGAAAUUCAGAAAUCUAAUUUACUAUAUCCUAUUUUCGAUCAUCAUGUUAUGUAUAUGUGCGAACCUGUACUUCCACGACGUGGGGAAGUGAGGCCGCCCAGGGGAAACACUCACCAGGUCUCUCUCUGCAAAGCUGUCUCUUGGACUGUGAGUAAGAGCUGGGGCAGGCGUGCUGAAGAAUCUCCUGUGCAAGUCUGAUACAUGAUUUUCAUGUUAACUGUAAAUCUUAAAUUCCCUCUUGCAGGGGAGACGUAUCCUAGAUUGCUUUGCUUUUUUCUUUAAGGAGCUGAUGUUGCACUCAAACAUUCCAAACCUUAAAGCUCGAACAGCACAAGCAAUUUUCACUUUUGAAAUUAAAAUUUUUUAUAAUGUAGGUGCAUGGCGAAAGGCUAUGUAACAAUCUUGCAUUUUAAGACAAAUAUUCUUUUAUUUCUGUUAAACUGAAUAUACAGUUGUUCCCUAGGCAACCAACUUUUGCUUAUAACUACAAUUAAAUUUCACAUUAACAAAACACAGACGGUGAAAAGACACUUUGAUUGUGAAGAUCUAAUUACAGUAAUAAAUAAAAUAAUUUAUACAAGGUU